This is a messenger RNA of Aureobasidium musti, 2253 nucleotides long. Lineage: Eukaryota; Fungi; Ascomycota; Dothideomycetes; Dothideales; Saccotheciaceae. The record is from the annotation of a GenBank genome assembly.
AUGGCGUACCACUCGCAGCACACAAGCGCGACCUUCGUGCCAGGCGGUAUGGACGACUACUACAUGCCCAACAGUCCCGUCUCUGUCGUCGCACCUGCCCCUCAGCGGUAUCACACCCCACCUCCUGCACCUCCUGCCAUGACCUCUUCUAACAACAAGAUGNNCAGACACAUGCCCGAGAUGAGUGACCAGAUCCAAGAAGGAAUCGCAAACAUGCAACUAUCCGUCACAGCACAACACGAAGCUGCUGCCUUCCCUCAGAUCCCCUACCGCGGUCGCCAUAUUCCUCAGACCGAUACCGAGUUCGAGUCCGUCCUGGAAGCUGCAAGAGUCACCGUCUUGAAUUCAAACGACCCGGAUAUGCAAUUGGCAUGGGCCCAGGACGCCUUGCAAUAUGUCACUAUCUGUCUGGAGAACGAGGAGCGUCUACAACAGACACAACCGCCGCGCCCUCAGCAANNCCCCCCUGUCGAGAACCAGAUCAUGGUCGAUGCGAUCAACAUCGUCACUUUCCUCGCCGACCAGCAUCAUCCCAAGGCAGAGUUCAUGCGCGGCAUGUGGAACGAGUUUGGUCGCUUUGGCUGUCCGCACGACAAGCGCGAAGCCUUCCGUUGUUAUGCCAGAGCCGCCGAUCGAGGUUACGCCCGCGCCUGUUAUCGCCUCGGCAUGUUGUACGAGAAUGCCAACGAUGAAGAAAGAGCUUUGGACAAUUACAGACGUGGUGUUGCUGCUCAAGACAGCGCCUCUUUGUACCGCCUGGGUAUGAUCACAUUGCGAGGACAAUACGGUCAGCCUAAGGACUUUGCUACUGGUCUCGAUCUGAUUGCACGAUCUGCCGACUCGAUAGAUGAGAACGCNCCCCAAGGAGCCUACGUCUAUGGUAUGCUUCUUGCUCGCCAACCACCUCAGAUCAAGCUCCCCGAAAACGUUUUGCCCUUUGACGAACAAGAAGCAAGACGCUACAUUGAAAACUCGGCUUUCUGCAGAUUCUCAAAAGCACAGCUCAAGAUGGCAUCUGCUUAUGAACUGGCUUCUCUCGGAUGUGAAUUUGACCCGGCUCUUUCUCUGCAUUACAACCGUCUUGCUGCAAAGCAAGGUGAGCCUGAAGCCGACAUGGCCAUUAGCAAGUGGUUUCUCGUUGGUCACGAAGGUCUUUUCCCCAAGCACGAAGAGUUGUCAUACAUCUACGCCAACAGAGCUGCGCAUGCUGGUCUGCCGACUGCUGAAUUCGCCAUGGGUUACUUCAACGAGCUUGGCAUUCAUGCGCCCAGAAACAUCGAUCUUGCCCUGCAAUGGUACAACAAGGCUGCUGCAAACGGAAACAAGGAUGCCCAAGGUCGUAUCGAUAGUAUCGCUCACCGACACAUCCUGUCCAAGAAGGAUCACGAAAAUGUUGCUUUGACCCGUAUCAAGUCACAGCAUGGUUCAAUGCGUGGACAACGUCCUGCUAGAUUCCAAGCUCAAGUUCCGCGAAUUGAAUCCAUCUCUGAAGGUUCUACUUCUCCUCACCCAAGGCGUCUGUCAUCUCUUGGUCCUCCUCCUUCCAGCACUCCAGCACCUUAUCCUCUAGAUGACCGACCUCCUACUGUGCCUCCACCAAGAUCUACUUCUACCGCGCCUUACCCUAUAGAUGAUGUCACUCCGAGACCAACUCCUACACCCGGCCCCACAGGUGGUUUCUUGGAUACUCGCCCAGCGACCACCACACCAAUGGGCAAUCGUCAACGUGCUCACUCUGCUCUGCCACGUCCCGACUCUGCUGCAUCUGCACCUCAAGGCAUGCGACCAAUGCCCGCUGGUGCAAGACCAUCAGGUCAGCGUAUAGCCUCUGGACCCGUUACUGGUCCUCGCCCUCCNCCAGGAAGCUCCCCUCGCAUCAGUGCCACUUCCCAAGUACCACCCGUCAAUUCCCGCCUCGACAUUGGUUUCACCGCACCGCCAGACACACGCCCACCUCCCAGCGUGGUUUACAGCGCACCACAAAAUCCUGUAUCAGGCAGGCACUCCGCACGUCCGCAGACGUCUAACAGCAAUCCUAAUCUGGCACGUCCUCCACGCGUCGAUUCUGCUACACCGUCGAGACCGAGUCCAGGGCCUUCUGCGGAUAGCAGCAGUAGUGUCGCGACACCUCCGCCUACUACCACGACGCCGAAACCUGCAGCACCUGCUAAGCCUGUCAAGACUGGACCCAAGACUUUUGAAGAGAUGGGCGUGCCUAAGCACAAACAAGAGCAGGAGUGUAUCAUGAUGUGA